GUCCUGCUGUGAUAUAGAUGUCAUUACUUUCCUCUAUUUUCCGUGAUUCUCUGCCUACUCCACACACAGCAGGAAGAUGGCUUCAGCACAUGACAAAACUGUUCUCCAGGCUAUAUUCAACCCCACCACCCCCUUUGGAGAUGUUCCUGGCCUGAACCAAGAGGAAGAAUUAAUUGACGAUGACAGUGGUUUUGACACGGAGUUGCUGAAGCAAGUGAAAGAGCUGGAGAUGCGGGGUGUCUCAGCGGCAGAGACUGGGGAGUUGCAAGCCGCUCUUCAGCUGUUCAGCCAGGCAGUCCACAUCCUGCCUCAGCGAGCCUCUGCCUAUAACAACCGGGCUCAGGCCCUGCGGCUGCUUGGGGACACAGCCGGAGCCCUGCAGGAUCUCGACCGAGCCAUCUCCCUCAGUGGUGGCUCGGGAAGAAGCGCCUGCCAGGCUCUAGUACAGAGAGGCCUUCUGCGGAGAUUAGCGUGCCAGAAUGACGAGGCCAGGAUGGAUUUUGAGAAAGCGGCUGCACUCGGAAGUGAAUUUGCUCAUCAGCAGGCAGUGCUUCUUAAUCCUUAUGCAGCCCUGUGCAACAAAAUGCUGGCAGAGGUGAUCAACAAUCUUCGCAACCCUGACUUGGCAGAGAUGCAGUAGUUGAUGAAAAUAAAUUUUUUGCAAGAAACUGUUUUGUAUUCUGAUGUUAGAAUUAAAAAAAAUAAAAACGUG
Girardinichthys multiradiatus is the source of this 712-nucleotide messenger RNA. It is a transcript of the gene ttc36, whose product is annotated as tetratricopeptide repeat domain 36. Lineage: Eukaryota; Metazoa; Chordata; Actinopteri; Cyprinodontiformes; Goodeidae. The transcript has 3 exons. Gene Ontology annotation, molecular function: protein binding. Gene Ontology annotation, biological process: cilium assembly. Bases 77 to 640 code for a protein of 187 amino acids. The record is from RefSeq and is a predicted model, not a curated record.